Messenger RNA from Raphanus sativus (radish), 902 nucleotides. Its product is annotated as rho GDP-dissociation inhibitor 1. Gene Ontology annotation, molecular function: protein binding; Rho GDP-dissociation inhibitor activity. Bases 115 to 789 code for a protein of 224 amino acids. Lineage: Eukaryota; Viridiplantae; Streptophyta; Magnoliopsida; Brassicales; Brassicaceae. Gene Ontology annotation, cellular component: cytosol; cytoplasm; membrane. The transcript has 5 exons. Gene Ontology annotation, biological process: Rho protein signal transduction. The record is from RefSeq and is a predicted model, not a curated record.
UAUUUGGUUGUCUCCUCGUCAAAGUCGGUUGAAUAACGAUCUCCAAAAACCAACGAUUGAGAUUUUCUAGUAUUCGAAUUAAAUCAUACAACCAAUAGAGUCAAGAAAACAAAGAUGGGUUUGAAAGAUGAGGAGAGCAAAGCUGAGGAAUCUUCAGAAGAUCCAAAGGGACAAGGGACGUUAAGCAGAAAGAACAGCCACAGCUCUUUUUGUCCGACAGAAGAUGACGAAGAAGACGAAGACAAGAAGCUUGAACUUGGUCCAAUGAUCGCUCUCAAAGAACAGAUGGAGAAAGACAAGGAUGAUGAAAGCUUGAUGAGAUGGAAAGAACAACUUCUAGGCAAAGUGGAUCUUGAGGAAGUUGGAGAGACUCCUGAUCCGGUGGUGAAGAUAUUGACCUUAACAAUUAGGUCACCGGAUAGAGAAGACAUGGUAUUGACGGUCCCUGAAGAUGGAAACCCGACAUCCAAAGGACCAUGGUUUACUCUCAAAGAAGGCUCUAAGUACACACUCGUAUUUACUUUCCGUGUGACCAACAAUAUUGUGUCCGGUCUCCGAUACAGCAAUACGGUUUGGAAGACUGGAAUCAAGGUGUAUGGUAGAAAGGAGAUGUUAGGAACGUUUAGUCCACAGGCCGAACCGUAUACCCAUGUCAUGUUUGAAGAAUCGACACCGUCUGGUAUGCUUGUUAGAGGUUCCUAUUCCGUUAAAUCUAAGUUCGUCGAUGAUGAUGAUAAGUGCUACUUGGAGAACAACUACACCUUCGACAUUCGCAAGAAUUGGGUGUGAUCCAUCGCAUAAGUUACUGGAAGAAGAGAAGUUUAUUAUUUAUUAUUCAUUUUCUUGUACUAUUUGUUCUCGACUGUGUAUAUUGAUGGAAUAAAAAGAUGCUUGACCAAAAA